AAACUCUCCAACUACACUGUAGUAGGAGAAUGUUGCAGAAAACUAAAAGGGGAUCAAAGAAAUUUAUAUACGUAUUUGUAUAGAAGAACAAGUAUAAAAAGAUCUGGCAUCUUUCAUUCUUUAACAAUACACAACUUCAGUCGGCAAAUCAAAACCCCACUGGCAAAGAUAUGGAAAUCCGAAGACGCGGUGAUCUAGAAAACACUUUGAUGAAGGUUAUGGCGGGAUUUCUUGUAAAGUAGCGUAAAAACGAUAGAUAAUGGUGUCAACCCGCAGCCUUAGAUCAAAAUUUGCAGUAGGAGAAGAAGUUCUCUGCUAUGAACCAGAUCCUACGAAGGCAAGGGUGCUGUAUGACUCUAAGGUGCUGAAGGUUUUAGUGAAAACAGACAAGGGGGGCCGCAAAACUGUGGAAUACCUGAUACAUUUCCAGGGCUGGAAUUCAUCAUGGGAUCGAUAUGUGAGUGAAGAUUAUGUUCUAAAGCAUACAGAUGAAAACUGGCGACUGCAGAGAAAACUUGCAGAGAAAGCACAUUUACGACCGGGAGCAUAUCUUUAUCGAAGAGAUCGUAAAGAUCAAAAGUUGAAUAAGGCUCCACAGAAAACAGAUAGCUACACUGAGGAAAAAGAGUGUCUGCAGAGCACGUCUCCUUCAACUUCAACAAGAGAUGGCAGCAUUAGCUGUUAUAGCACCCGUAGUGUUGAGACUAUCAGUAACGGAGAUCGAAAGAAGAGGGUUACUGCUGAUAAAUGUGAAACUAGCAAACAAAGUGUAAUGGAAGAUAAACAAUUGCAUUAUGCACAUAAUGAGUGUGAUACACAUGCAGAAUGUGUUGAAGAAAUGCAUAACAAUAACGAUAAUGGUCUUACGGGUAGUGUUGAUGGAAGGGAUAGUGUUGAGGGUGGUAGAAGUAAAGACCAGCAGUAUGAAGACAUUGGUGCUCAGAAUAAAAUAGGUGACAGAGAGAUUGACGACAAUGUGCAGGAUAUUAAACAUGAAAUAACUGAAGAUUCUGAUCACCCGGAGGAUGGUGCUGUUGAACAUUUGGAAGAUUGUAAUUUUACAUGUGAAAUUACUGAUGUUAUGAAGGAAAUACUUGAACUGGACAAUGAGCUUAUUAAAAACAGGAACAAGAUCAUCCAUCUUCCAGCAAGACCCAAUGUUGUGACAAUUCUUGAAUCUUACGUGAGAGAAUAUGCAGAAAAUCAGAUCUCUGGAGCUCGAGAGAAAUCACGGCGUAAAUAUAGACGACCACAAAAGCACCAAAAUGGUGCUUUAGAUAUGGAUCGAUUGAACAGAAGUGUAAAUAUCUGCAAAGAAGUGGCAGACGGUGUGAGGGUUUAUUUUGACUUCAUGUUGAGUGGCUUGCUGUUGUACAAUGAAGAGAGAGAACAGUACGAGCAAAGUCGUGAUAUGACUAUCACAAAAGAACCAAAGUCAAGGUUAAAUGAUUCAUCUCCAAACAAAAAAGAAGCAAACAAGAGAUUCCAGCAACCAGAUUGUAACUUAUCCUGUGAACAAAGGACAUGCCAAGAGGAUGCAGUUACAUUUGAUGGCAGAAGGGGAACACCCAGUGUCAACAUGUAUUCCAGAUCUCAACAUGUUGUAAAUGCUGAAGGGAAAGGGUGCACUUUGACUAAUGCUUCAGCUGGUGGCAGCAGUGAAGUAACAGAAAGCCCCAAUCCCAUGGGAACUCAGAGUACAAAUAAAGAGUCAUUUCUCCCUUCUGAUCCCUGUAAGGAAGAAGCUUCCUCUGCAUUCCAUGAUAAUUUAUCCAGUAUCACGAGUGUCAGCUCAAAACAUUCAUCUCGGAGAUUAAUGUCUAAUGUAUCAUCAGCAGAAGGAAUGACUCAGGGAAAUAGUCAUUCUGCAUUGAAGUGUCUGUUACCUCAUCUGUCAGAAUGGCAGCUAGUUCCAGACUCACUAUACACUGAAAAGCCUGUUAUGCCUUCACUUAUCUAUGGUGCUGUCCAUUUAGCAAGAUUGUUAGUGAUACUUCCAAGUCAUCUUCUGAACACAAAUAUUCCAGCAAAGAAACAUAAAAUAGUAUUGCAGCAUUUACAGAUGAUUCUGAGAUACUUGGAGAAAAAUAGAGACUGGUUUGAAGAAAAUGUGUACGAAGAUAACUGCUCUCCACUUAAACAAAAUGACUGAUUUGCUGUAUUUAUGCAUAGUUUCAUAUUUUAUAUUCUGUAAAUAGUUUAUAGAAAUUGCUAUUUUUAAAAACAAUUGUUGAAUGUUUAGUUAUAAACUACCCUCACUUAAACAAAAUGACUGAUUUUCUGUAUUAAUACAUAGCCUCUUAUUUUAUAUUCUGUAAAUAGUUUAUAGAAAUUGCUAUUUUUAAAAAUAUUUGUUGAAUGUUAAGUUACAAAAAUGCAUGUCAUUGAAGAUUUUGAUCUGGUGUUUCCAGUUCAGUUGGUUGGUAUUUUUCAUGUUAUCUCCUGUAUCCUACAAAAUAUUGUCUCUGUUAUCAUCAGCCAUGUAUUUGACAAGAAUUGUUAGUGCAAACUUCACUAUGUGCCAUUUAUAUAGUAUGCUUCUGGGACCAAAGACGUGUAGAUAACAAAAUACGCAGACAUGAAUAUUGGAGAGUGAUUAAUUAUCUGCUUCUUUGAUAAUUAUGACUUGCUUCUCAGUGGAAGUAACCAGAUCCUUUAACUAUGAAAGCUAAGGUUACUUUAGUUUAAGUUCCUAAGUUAUUUUAUUCAAGAACUAUUGUGCUGUUACCGAUACCUCAGACUUGCUGAUUGUCAAUAAUAACUGUAACGUUUUUCCUUUCUGAAGCUGGAAGAUUUCGACACAGUGUUUUGUGUCUUAUAAGUUUGUGACAGCUGAUUGUAUGUACAAAAAGCCAAAUUAUCAGUAGCGUGCUAUGUUGCUGGUGAAAGUGGAUGAAUCAGUAAAAUACAGAAUUUUACAUAAAA
Messenger RNA from Schistocerca gregaria, 2925 nucleotides. RefSeq names its product male-specific lethal 3 homolog. The transcript has 11 exons. The record is from RefSeq and is a predicted model, not a curated record. The coding region runs from base 260 to 2152 and encodes 630 amino acids. Gene Ontology annotation, biological process: regulation of DNA-templated transcription; chromatin organization. Gene Ontology annotation, cellular component: MSL complex; NuA4 histone acetyltransferase complex; nucleus. Lineage: Eukaryota; Metazoa; Arthropoda; Insecta; Orthoptera; Acrididae.